AUUCCUGACAACCGUCGCCAGAGAACGUAGAAUAUACGUUCUCCGUGGCAGCUGCUGCUUACAUUUGCGGCGUCGCUUAUCUAUCUUUGACAUUUUUAUUGGUAAAAUUAAAUUAUUAAAUUGGCAUCUCUUAGUUCUAAAUAGAAGAAAUCAGUGUAGUCGGAAAAUGGAUUUGCCAGCGGCAGACGUGGUGCUCUAUAGUGUUCUAGGGGUGAUCCUAUUGGAAAAUAUAUUUGAUAUUUACAUUACUUAUCGUCAGAUACAAGUAUACAAAACUGCUUUGAAGGUACCCAAGGAACUGAAGGAUUGCAUGAGCGAUGAGACAUUCCAGAAAGCACGUCUUUAUGGCCUCGAUCGUGCCAAUUUCGGAGUAUUUUGUGCCAUUAUAAAGGAUGUUAUCCUAAUGUGCAUCGAACUCUAUACCGGCUUUAUUGCUGUACAAUGGGACUGGGCUAUCGAUUUAGCGAAAUUGGUGCAUUUAAAUAGUGAAAACGAAAUCAUCGUAAGUUGCUUGUUUGCAUUUGUCACUAGCGUAAUUGGCACAUUCAAAGAUUUGCCAUUUAAAAUCUACAGCACAUUUGUGCUUGAGGAGAAACAUGGUUUUAAUAAACAAACCGGCGGCUUUUUCGCCUGGGAUCAAGUAAAAGGAUUCCUUGUAACACAAGUACUAAUGGUUCCUAUUAUCUCUGCCACUGUUUGGAUUGUGAAGAACGGCGGCGACCAAUUCUUCAUUUGGCUUUGGUUAUUCACUGGCAUUACUUCACUGGUUUUACUCACAAUAUAUCCAAUAUUUAUUGCACCACUAUUUGACAAGUAUACACCGCUCGAGGAUGGACCACUUCGUAAAUCCAUUGAAGAUUUGGCUGCUACAUUGAAAUUUCCACUUACUAAACUGUAUGUUGUUGAGGGUUCUAAACGUUCAUCGCACAGUAAUGCGUAUUUCUAUGGCCUCUGGAAUUCCAAACGUAUUGUGCUCUUCGACACAUUGCUCUUGAAUAAAGGUAAACCGGAUGAUUCCGAACUGAAGGAGGAAGAUAAAGGAAAAGGUUGCACAAAUGAAGAAGUACUCGCCGUAUUGGGUCACGAGUUGGGCCACUGGAAAUGCGGUCACGUAACUAAGAAUAUUAUUAUCGCACAAGUACAUUUACUUCUUCUAUUUGUUGUCUUCGGUUAUUGCUUCAGCUAUGGACCCUUCUAUGAAGCGGUCGGCUUCAAAUCCGGCACUCGCCCCAUUGUUGUGGGUUUGUUGGUAGUAUUUACAUAUGUCAUGGCACCCUACAAUGCGAUUGUUAAUUUCGCUAUGACGACGCUUUCACGUUACUACGAAUAUCAGGCUGAUGAAUUUGCACAUGGCCUGGGCUUCUCCAAGCAAUUGGGCCAAUCUUUGAUUAAAUUGAAUUUGGAUAAUUUGGGCUUCCCAGUUUACGAUUGGCUUUAUUCUGCAUGUAAUCAUUCACAUCCAACACUUUUGCAGCGUCUGGAUCGUCUUAAACAGUUAGAUGUCGAAGGUAAAGAGACAAAGAAGGAGAAAUAGAGAAGUGCUGCUGGUGCAAUAGACGAGUGUUAUCGAAGGAAAAGCCUUAUGGCUGUCGCCAAGGCUAAUACAAAAUUGCACGGUUACAAUAUCUCACUGCUGUACUAGUCUCAUACCGAUUUCAAUUAAUUAAAAAUUUUUAUAUUGUUUAAUAUUUUUAAUAUUUGUAUUUUCAAGUUCGAUGUACAAAUUGUAGUUUUAUUCAAGAAAUAAAUUAGAGAUUACACAGCUUUUAAACAAGUGA
Ceratitis capitata (Mediterranean fruit fly) is the source of this 1778-nucleotide messenger RNA. RefSeq names its product CAAX prenyl protease 1 homolog. Gene Ontology annotation, cellular component: endoplasmic reticulum membrane. The record is from RefSeq and is a predicted model, not a curated record. Gene Ontology annotation, biological process: CAAX-box protein processing. Bases 167 to 1534 code for a protein of 455 amino acids. Lineage: Eukaryota; Metazoa; Arthropoda; Insecta; Diptera; Tephritidae. Gene Ontology annotation, molecular function: metalloendopeptidase activity. The transcript is spliced from 3 exons.